CAGAGACGUAAGCAGCUCUAAAUGAAUAAGAUGGCAACAAAGAUCCUUUACUUCACAGUGAAUGGGAAACCAGAGCAAGCUGAGUUCCCAGUGAAUUGUCCUUCUCAGGAUGUCAAAGAUCUGUUCCGCUCUGCAGCUGAAGCUGGGCCACAUGACAUCCUAAAGCUUUAUAAUCCCAAAGGCAACAUUAUCAACAUCUCAUCAAAUCUGGAGCCUAACAAUCCAAACUCCUGCUACAAACUGGAAGUGGUUGCUUCUGGUUGCAACAGUGAACCAUUAGGUGUGGAGCUUGCUGGUGCACUCGGAUUUGAUCUCUCAUCUAUGGAAAAAAGACUCCAAGGCCUGGAAAAGAAAAUCCUCAUUGAAGCAGGAAAUACGCCUGCAGUCAUCUAUGAGAUGAAGAAACAGGUGGAUUCAUUCCGGGAGAAACUGGAGAGUGUGGAGCAUCUUAGCUGGCUUGGAUUAUUCAAGGACUUGUCAGAGGGAGCACCCAAGCCCUCUCCAUUUUACCACAAGAGAUCCUUGCAUAAAACAAAAGAGGAAUGUGAGCAUGUCCGUGAAAAGUUCCUUCAAAUGAGCUCUCUGGAUGUAUCCGAGGAGGUGAGGCAGUACUUAAAGACGCCAACAUUUGACAACUGGCAGUGGGAGGAUGCAGAGAUAAUGGUACUCCUGCAAGUCAUGUACACAGACUUAGAUUUUAUCGCUACCUACAAUAUUGAACCUGAAGUUUUACAGCAGUUCCUGUUUGAAGUGUACCGCAGAUACAACAACAUCCCUUUCCACAACUUCAAGCAUUGCUUCUGUGUCACCCAGAUGAUGUAUGGUUUAAUCUGGCUGACUGACCUGAGAAGUAAGAUGGACAGCACUGACCUGCUGAUCAUGCUGACCUCUGCAGUUUGCCAUGACCUUGACCACACCGGCUACAAUAAUGCCUACCAGAUAAAUGCUCGUACGGAACUUGCCCUUCGCUACAAUGACCUCUCUCCCUUGGAGAACCACCACUGCGCUGUUGCUUUUGAUAUACUGGAGAAGACAGAGAACAACAUCUUCAGAAAUGUGUCUCUGGACCAGUACAAGCGGAUAAGGAAAGGCAUUAUAAAAUGCAUUCUGGCCACUGACAUGACAAGACACAAUGAGAUCCUCAGCAAGUUCAAGUCCAUUCUGUCUUUGUUUGACUUUGACAACAAGGAACACAAAGAUGUGCUUAUGAUGAUUCUGAUCAAAGUGAGUGACAUCUCCAAUGAAGCGCGCCCCAUGGAAGUGGCAGAGCCCUGGCUGGAUUGUCUUUUACAAGAAUUCUACAACCAGAGUGAUGUAGAGAAAUUAGAGGGUCUUCCUGUCACCCCUUUCAUGGAUCGGGACAAGAUAACCAAACCCUCAUCUCAAACUGGCUUCAUCAGAUUUGUGCUUUUGCCGCUCUUUAUAGAGUUGGCCAACCUCUUUCCCUGCCUGGAGCAACACAUCAUUGACCCAGUGCGAAAGGCCCUUGACUACUACACAGAGAUGGAGAAAGCACCGGAGAGAGAGAAGCAGAACCGGGCUCAAUGCGAAAAUGCAGUCAAGAGCAAAGAGAUACCACUGAGCCAGCCCAGCACAGAUGAGCGCCAGACCGCGGGACCCGAAGCCUCGAAACCAGACACACAAUGAACUAUCAGAAUCAGAAUAAUCGUUAUAGGCUAAGUAUGUUAAAAGACACAAGGAAUAAGUCUCUGGUAGUUGGGGGCGCUCCAGUACUACACCAAAUAAGCCACGAUCACAUAAUACACACCUAGGACGUAAAUAUAUUCAGAGCAAAGAGUCAUUUAGUAAUAUAGUGUCCAGCAGUGCGGUAAUCCUGAUCAACAAAAAAUGUGAAAAUGAUGCACAGUUACUAAGUUACAGUACAAUGAUGAAUACAGUAAUAAUGUUACUACAGAGAUGUGUAAAAUUGGAAAAAUGUCACAAUAAAAUAUUUGUAUCAACUGUUAAAAAAGUAGGGCACUGUGGACGACUGGUUAGCACAUCUGCCUCACAGUUCUGAGGACCGGAGUUCAAAUCCUCGCCGCUCCUGUGUGGAGUUUGCAUGUUCUAGCCGUGCCUGGGUGGGUUUUCUCCGGGUACUCUGGUUUCCUCCCACAUCCCAAUAACAUGCAUGGUAGGUUAAUUGAAGACUCUAAAUUUCCUGUAGGUGUGAAUGUGAGUGUGUAUGGUUGUUUGUUUAUAUGUGCCCUACGAUUGGCUGGCGACCAGUUCAGGGUGUACCCCCCUCGCCUGAAGAUAGCUGGAAUAGGCUCCAGCAUGUCCCCGACCCUAGUGAGGAUAAGCGGUACAGAAAAUGGAUGGAUGUUUAAGAAGUUAAUGGCAAAGGGGAAAACUAUUGGAUAUGUCUGCUGGUUUUAGUGUGCAUUGUCUGAUAGCGCUUACCUAACAGAGGGAAGGAGCUGGAAAAGGUGGUAUCCGGGGUGGCGUGAGUCCAAGAGAAUUUUGCCUGUGCUCAUCUUAGUUCUUUCAGCUUGCAAGUCCUGAAUAGUGGGUAGGCGGAUACCGGGGAACCUCUUGGCAGUCCUAACUGUCCAUUGUCCGUUGCAGUCUGACUUUUGUCCUUUGUAGCAGCACCAAAUUAGACUGUGAUGGAUGAACAGAACUGAUUCAAUGACUAUUUUAUAGAACUACCGCAACAGCUCCUGUGGCAGGCCAUGCUUCCUCAGCAGUUGCAGGAAGUCUAUCCUAUGCUGGACCUUUUUUGAGGAUGGAGUUGAUGUUGGCCUCCCACUUCAAGUCCUGAGGGACUAAUUUUCCAGGAACUUGAAGGUCUCAACAGUUGACUAAGGGCAGUUGGACAGCAUAAAGGACCGUUGCAAAAUAUGUUUCCUGAUGUUUCCACCACCAUCUCUAUGGACUUUAGUGUGUUCAGCUCCAGGUUGUGCUGGCUGCACUGAAAUAGCUACUCCACUUCUUGUCUAUGUGCAGACUCAUCGCCGUCGUUGAUUAGGCCGGGUACUGUGGCGCCGUCCGCAAACUUUGGGAGUUCGACAGUUGUGUUCGUUGAAGUGCAGUCGUUGGUGUAGAGAGAAAAGAGCAGCGGAGCGAGGACACAUCCCUGAUGCUGAUAUUGCAUGUGGAUGAGGUGGUUUCUGCCAGUCUCCCCUGCUGUGUCCUGCGUGUCAGGAAGCUGUAAAUCCAUUGGCUGAUGGCAGGAGAAAUGCUGAGCUGGAGGACCUUGGAGGACAGGAGUUUAGGAAUGAUAGUGUUGAAUCGAGCGAAGAAGUCAAUCUAGGCCUAAGUCAUGAAAAAUAAAACCCUCCCUUGAGCUGCAAGAAUGCGUGGUUUGUCUGCUGAAGGCGCUGCUGACGAGCCCUUCACCUGUCAAUUAAAUACAUUCACUUACUUUGCCGUAAUCAACUGUUGUCUGAAUAACGUGUGCCGCUGAGGCUUUGCUUAAUAAACAGUUAAGUUUCCAGUGUUUGAGUUCAUUGGGGACUAACACACACAACAACUCGCUGUCCAACUAACUCUGUCAGCUCCCUGUGUUACCAUUGCGACAACAACAACAAUGGACCGUGACAAUGAAUUGUGUGCUAGCGCUAGUGUUAGCACUAACGUUUGUAUGUAAACAUGCCAGCUUUCUGUCACGCUCUAAAGUUUCGGUAAACAUUGGUUUGUGCGCGUGAAUAAAUGUUGACAAUGGCAAGCAAUGGAGGCGAUGUGUCGUUGCAGGACGCAAUCCUAUUGGUCGAUGUCAAGGUGCGCUGUUGGAUAAUUGUUGUUCAUAUGGCACAGUACACGGAAGAUAUCCCAAAAAUCAAGCAUGCUAGACUUUUCAUUUUGCAGUCGUAGUGCUAUCGUAGGGCCAAAUCGUUGGUCGUGGAUUAUGUCACGCUAUAAAUUUUGUCACUCCCGAUGAAAUAUGUCGGGCUCAAUCUGGCAAAUCGCCCGAUCGCAAAUUGGCCAGAUAAUGAGGUUAAAAUCCUGUAACCUGAUCGAGGCAUUCCACGACAAAUUUCGUCUUUCACGAUUGCAGAUGUCAGACUGCUGCCAUAAAAUCUUGCCGUAUCUCGGUCAGACAAUGGCAACACUACACUACAUGUAUUCCAAUACCACCGUAUCCCGCCUUUUCCCUGGGCUUUAGCUUGUCGAAUGAAACACUGUCUGAGAGACGUGACGGAAAAACAUGUCACCUUUCACUGCAACCAGAUACAACCGUUACCAUGGUGACAACAAGUUCUUGUCACACCAAGGAUCAUCGCUGCAAUGUUGGAAAAAAAGAACGAAAAGAGGGAAAAAAACAUGCGGUGUCACCAGGUGCUCGGGAGAGGAUGUUUUUGGGCUGUCCAUUCAAGGACGGCUUGAGGUAUGUUCCCGUACUUUUAAUACAGCUUGCAAGCAGGCAACAAAAUCACUAAUGCACUAAUGUUUGUACGUAAACAUGCCAGUGUUCUGUCGAAUCAUGCUCUGAAUCUUUAGUAAAAAAAAUGUGUGCGUGUUAAUAAAUGUUGACCACGGCGAUCAAGUAUGUUGACAACGGCAAGCACGGGAGGCGAUGCACCAGUCAUAUCACGCAAUCCUACUGGCCGACGUCAAGAUCUGCUGUCAGAAAGAUGUCAUUGAUAAUGUCACACUACACUGAAGAUUUCCCUCCCAAAAAUCAAACAUGCUGGACUUUUCAAUUUGGUGUCGUAGGGCUUUUGUCGGGCCAAAUUGUUGGUCGUGGAUUAUGUGACACAACAAGAGGUUUUGUCGUUUCCGAAAUUUUUUUUUUCCUGAUCUGGGAAAUCGCCCACGAUAGCAAAUCGGCGAAAUAUUGGGGAUAAAAUCCUGUAGUAUGAUCUGGACAUUAGCCAGAGGUGGAGUGUAACCACCGCCGACUAGUGGUAGCAUGAUACCAAAAUCCUGAUUUCGAUUCUGUACCUGUACAAAGUACCUUGGUACCGUUACUCAAACAAUACUAUGCCAAAAAUGUCAAACAUUAGUAAAUGCAGUGCAAAGAAAACUGACAAAACAACUGAAAAUACUUUUGUAUUUUUAAUCCAUCCAUCCAUCCAUUCUCUACCGCUUAUCCGGGUCGGGUCGCGGGGGCAGUAGCUUCAGCAGGGACGCCCAGACUACCCUCUCCCCAGCCACUUCAUCCAGCUCUUCCGGGGGGAUCCCGAGGCGUUCCCAGGCCAGCCGAAGGAUGUAGUCUCUCCAGCGCGUCCUGGGUCGUCCCCGGGGUCUCCUCCCGGUGGGACAUGCC
Messenger RNA from Phyllopteryx taeniolatus (common seadragon), 5212 nucleotides. Its product is annotated as high affinity cGMP-specific 3',5'-cyclic phosphodiesterase 9A. Gene Ontology annotation, biological process: cGMP catabolic process. Gene Ontology annotation, molecular function: 3',5'-cyclic-GMP phosphodiesterase activity. Bases 22 to 1647 code for a protein of 541 amino acids. NCBI's taxonomy places the organism in Eukaryota, Metazoa, Chordata, Actinopteri, Syngnathiformes, Syngnathidae. The record is from RefSeq and is a predicted model, not a curated record. The transcript is spliced from 14 exons.